Entrophospora sp. SA101 is the source of this 705-nucleotide messenger RNA. NCBI's taxonomy places the organism in Eukaryota, Fungi, Glomeromycota, Glomeromycetes, Entrophosporales, Entrophosporaceae. The record is from the annotation of a GenBank genome assembly.
AUGUUGUCUUUAGUUUUCGGUAAAAUAUCCGCUGAAAUACCUGAACAUCAAGUUUUAAAAACCACCCCCCAAUAUGAAAUUCGCAAAUAUCCAGCUUGUAUCAGGGCAGAAGUCGAAUAUGAAGGUGAUAUGACUAGUGCAAGUGGUGGAUUUCGCAUAUUAGCCGAUUACAUUUUUGGUAAAAAUAUUAAAAGUGAUGGUGAAAAUAACGACGAACAACAAAAUAAAAUUAAUAUGACUGCACCAGUUUUGACUGAAUUAGAUAAAGAAGAAAUCGCAAUGACUGCGCCAGUUUUAACUAAAGUACAAACAAAUAUUCAACAAGUUGAAAUGACAGCACCGGUAGUUACCACCGAAUCCAACAACGCAUCAUCAUCAGAUUCUGAAAAGAAAAAAUGUAUAAUGUCGUUUACGAUGCCUUCAAAAUAUAAGAAUAUUUCUGAUUUGCCGACGCCAGUGGAUAAAAGGAUAAAGCUUGUCAAAGUACCCGAGAAAGUUUAUGCUGUAGAAAAAUUUUCAGGACUUACUUGGGAAUCGGUUGUGGAACAAAAACAAAAAGAAUUGAUAAAACUUUUAAAGACUAGUGAUCCUGAUGUUAAGGUUGAUGAAGAUGCAAAACCUGUCCUGGCUAGAUAUAAUCCACCAUUUACAAUACCAUUCCUUCGUACAAAUGAAAUCAUGAUACCUGUUGGUUAUUUAAAAUAA